Messenger RNA from Hibiscus syriacus, 610 nucleotides. Its product is annotated as 60S ribosomal protein L26-2. The transcript has a single exon. Bases 79 to 519 code for a protein of 146 amino acids. Gene Ontology annotation, molecular function: structural constituent of ribosome; RNA binding. Gene Ontology annotation, cellular component: cytosolic large ribosomal subunit; ribosome. Lineage: Eukaryota; Viridiplantae; Streptophyta; Magnoliopsida; Malvales; Malvaceae. The record is from RefSeq and is a predicted model, not a curated record. Gene Ontology annotation, biological process: ribosomal large subunit biogenesis; cytoplasmic translation.
CUAGUUCCCCAUGCUUACUCCAUUAGCCAUCUCCAGGUCGAAGAGGAGCAGAAUCCAAACACUUCAGCUACUGCAAAAAUGAAGUUCAACCCACGAGUCUCCUCCUCUCGCCGCAAGAGCCGCAAGGCCCAUUUCACGGCGCCCUCGUCUGUCCGCCGCGUUUUGAUGAGCGCACCACUUUCAUCCGAUCUGAGAUCCAAGUACAACGUCCGGUCCAUGCCGGUCCGCAAGGACGACGAGGUCCAAGUCGUCCGAGGAACCUACAAAGGCCGGGAAGGGAAAGUGGUUCAAGUAUACCGCCGCAAGUGGGUUAUCCACAUCGAGCGCAUCACUCGCGAGAAAGUGAACGGUUCGACCGUGAACGUUGGAAUCAACCCAUCGAAGGUUGUCAUUACCAAGCUGAGGCUCGACAAGGACCGCAAGUCCUUGCUGGAUCGUAAGGCCAAGGGACGUGCCGCCGCUGAUAAGGACAAAGGCACCAAGUUUUCUGCUGAAGAUAUCAUGCAGAGUGUCGAUUAAGGUUCUCUUGUUUCUUUUACCUUGUGAUGUUGCAACUGUUGGACUUGCUUGUAGUUUUUUUGCUUAUGUUAUCAAUUGGUAAUAAGGUGAA